Molecule: messenger RNA, 2352 nt
Organism: Drosophila willistoni
Lineage: Eukaryota; Metazoa; Arthropoda; Insecta; Diptera; Drosophilidae
Gene: IKKepsilon
Product: serine/threonine-protein kinase TBK1
Exons: 6
Coding region: 93-2255 (720 amino acids)
Biological process (GO): peptidyl-serine phosphorylation
Cellular component (GO): cytoplasm
Molecular function (GO): protein serine/threonine kinase activity; ATP binding
Source: RefSeq, a predicted model, not a curated record
GCAGUCUUUUUUUUGGUAGUUUCAGGCUUGUUGCACUUGUAACGAAAUGAAUCAACAAAUUUGAAAUAAAAUAAAUAAUAACUAAAUAUACCAUGUCUUUCCUACGUGGAUCGGUCAACUAUGUGUGGUGCACCACCAGUGUGCUGGGUAAAGGAGCCACCGGCUCUGUUUUUCAGGGUGUUAACAAGAUCACUGGCGAAUCGGUGGCAGUCAAAACCUUUAAUCCAUAUAGCCACAUGCGACCAGCCGAUGUACAAAUGCGUGAAUUUGAGGCCUUAAAGAAAGUUAAUCAUGAGAAUAUUGUCAAGUUGCUGGCCAUUGAGGAGGAUCAGGAGGGUCGUGGUAAAGUGAUUGUCAUGGAACUCUGCACCGGUGGUAGUCUUUUUAAUAUUCUCGAUGAUCCUGAGAACUCCUAUGGUCUGCCCCAAAAUGAAUUCCUAUUGGUUCUCGAGCAUCUUUGUGCUGGCAUGAAACAUUUGCGUGACAACAAAUUGGUUCAUCGUGAUCUUAAGCCCGGAAACAUUAUGAAAUUUAUAUCGGAAGAUGGUCAAACUGUUUAUAAGCUUACCGAUUUUGGUGCUGCACGUGAGCUGGAGGAUAAUCAGCCAUUUGCCUCACUGUAUGGCACUGAGGAGUAUCUACAUCCUGAUCUCUAUGAGCGUGCUGUUCUACGAAAGUCCAUACAACGCUCAUUUACAGCCAAUGUCGAUCUUUGGUCCAUUGGUGUCACGCUCUAUCAUGUGGCUACAGGUAAUUUACCCUUCCGUCCAUUUGGGGGGCGUAAAAAUCGUGAGACUAUGCAUCAAAUUACCACAAAGAAGGCUUCCGGAGUCAUAUCGGGCACACAGCUAUCGGAGAAUGGUCCCAUAGAAUGGUCAACAUCAUUGCCACCCCAUGCUCACCUCUCGCAGGGUCUUAAGACUCUGGUUACGCCCUUGCUGGCUGGCCUGCUCGAGGAGAACCGCGAUAAGACUUGGUCUUUUGAUAGAUUUUUUCAGGAGGUUACACUUAUACUGCGCAAGCGGGUCAUUCAUGUGUUCUAUAUGAAUCGAACAAGUUCCGUAGAAGUAUUCCUGGAGCCCGAUGAACAAAUUGACAAUUUCAGAGAACGCAUUUUCAUUCAAACUGAAGUGCCACUGGAAAAACAAAUUUUAUUGUUCAAUAAUGAGCAUCUGGAGAAAAGGGUUACACCCCGAACAAUUGUCAAAGCAUUUCCGGCCACCACAACAGAGCAACCGAUAUUCCUCUAUAGCAACGAUGAUAAUAAUGUUCAAUUGCCAAAUCAAUUGGAUUUACCCAAAUUUCCAGUAUUUCCACCAAACGUUUCCGUUGAAAAUGAUGCCAGUUUGGCCAAGCAGGCCUGCAGUGUGGGUCAUGAGUGUAAGAGACGUGUGGAUAUAUUCACAACCAUGGAUAUACUCAUUAAAAAAGGUGUAGAGCAAUUUAUUGAAAUGCUUAUAACAACCAUUGGCUUGCUGCUAAAGAAAACUGAAAGUUUUGACAAUCUCUUGUCCACAGUUAUUGAUUAUGCCGAUGUUGUGCAGAGCACGACGCGUGUGACCAAAGGUGAUCAGGAAUUAAAGUCCCUAUUGAAUGUAUUAAAUGUAGUCAAAAGUGAUUUUGAUGGAGCAGCGGAUGUUAUUACACAAAUGCACAAACAUUUUGUUACAGACGAUGAACUAAAUGAUCAAUGGUCAUCAUCGAUGCACGGCAAGAAAUGUCCUUGCCGCACUCGUGCCAGUGCUCAGGCCAAAUAUCUUGUGGAACGUUUACGUGAUUCGUGGCAGCAUCUAUUACGUGAUAGAGCAACACGCACUUUAACCUACAACGAUGAGCAGUUCCAUGCUCUUGAGAAAAUCAAAGGUGAUCACAAUGGCAAACGCAUAAAGGCCUUGCUAAUGGAUAAUGUAAAUCCGGCUGUAGCCCAAAUUGCUGAAUGUCUUGCCGAUUGGUAUAAAUUGGCCCAAACCGUUUAUCUAAAGACACAAAUUUUGGAGAAAGAUGUUCGAGAUUGUGAACGUAAAUUGAAUAGCAUACGGGAUGAGCUCUAUCAUGUCAAAUCGGAUUUAAAAUUGGAUGUCGAUACAAAGACCAUAAAUAAUAAUAAUCAAUUGGCCAAAAUUGAGGAGCGCAAUAGAUUGCGAAUAAUGCAACAACAACAACAAGAAGUAAUGGCUGUUAUGAGAAAAAAUAGUGAAGUGAUUUCAUUGCUAAGUCAAUUGGGCAUUGGAAAUGGAGUCAUAGACAACUCAUAGCAACAGCAAACACUGACAUUUUUCUAGACUUAACUAAACAUUCAACUAUUUUGCAUACAUGUAUUUGUGUUUAUAUUUUACUUUAUGAAGUUAAGUU